This is a messenger RNA of Camponotus floridanus (Florida carpenter ant), 1894 nucleotides long. RefSeq names its product cytochrome P450 4C1. The transcript is spliced from 11 exons. The coding region runs from base 155 to 1690 and encodes 511 amino acids. The record is from RefSeq and is a predicted model, not a curated record. Gene Ontology annotation, molecular function: iron ion binding; oxidoreductase activity, acting on paired donors, with incorporation or reduction of molecular oxygen; monooxygenase activity. Lineage: Eukaryota; Metazoa; Arthropoda; Insecta; Hymenoptera; Formicidae.
UCUCUUCUUCUCUAUCAUUUUUUUACAUUAUUUAAUUACAUUAUAUUUAUAAAGCUUAGUAAAUUGUGAUUAAUUGUGAAAUGAUAUCUGCUAUCAGUGUCAAAUAUCUUGGCUAUGCAUCAUUGUUUCAAUUAAGUGCUGCGACAUUACGAGAAUGGAUUUAAUUUCUUUGAUACUAUACACCCUAUUUGUUGUUUUAAUAAUCCCUGCAAUUAUAUGGAUAUCGUAUCAUCAAUAUGUUCUUCGACAAAAAUUCAAAAAUAUUCCUGUAUAUGGCAGAUUUCCUUUUAGCACGACAUGGGAAUUAUUAACAUUAACAAGCUAUGACCGAGUAAAAUGGUAUAUACAACGUAUGCUGCAAUUUAAAGAAGGAAUUUUCGUACAUUGGAUAGGCAUGAAUCCAUUCAUUAAUCUCUAUAAACCUGAAUUAUUAGAGAUUAUUAUGUCUAGUACAGUAAAUAUCGCAAAAGGACAUCCAUAUAAAAUGAUGGAAUCUUGGUUAGGCAAAGGACUUUUAACUUCUACAGGAAAACAAUGGUUCCAUGAUAGAAAGUUGAUCGGGCCAACGUUCCAUUUUAGUAUAUUGGAUCAGUUUGCCGUGGUUAUGUCCGAAAAAGCAGAAAUCUUGAUAAAAUGUCUCGAGAAGGAGAUAGCAAAGAAUCCAGGGAAGGCUAUCAAUAUUUUUCCUUUCGCUAAUAAUGCUGCUCUCGAUGUUAUAUGUGAAACGGCAAUGGGUGUGAAUGUACAUGCUCAAGAAGGAGAAAUCAAGUAUACUGCAACAAUACAUAGAGGAUCGGAAUUAAUAAUGGAACGAUUUUACCGACCAUGGCUUUGGUCAGAUUGGUUCUACAAUUUAACAUCUACAGGGAAGAAAUAUAGAUCAGUGAUUAACAUAAUCCAUAAGUUUACGAGAGAGGUAAUACGUAAAAAAAAGAUCACACGACAAUCGCAAAACGGUUCUACCAAAGUGGAAAGUGAAGAUGAUGAACUUGAUAUAGAUAAGCGGAAAAGGAAAACUUUUCUAGAUCUAUUACUAGAUCAGAAUGAGAUGGCCGAAACUCCGUUAACCGAUGAUGAAUUGCGGGCACAAGUCGACACAUUCAUGUUCGAGGGUCACGACACAACUGCGGUUGCGAUAACUUGGACGCUCUUUCUUUUGGGCAAUAAUCUAGAGCAUCAAGAAAAAGUUCAUGAAGAACUCGAGGAAGUUUUCAAAGAUUCAGAAACACCAGCCACCGUAAAGGAACUGUCGCAAUUAAAAUAUCUCGAUAGGAUUAUAAAGGAAACGCUCAGAUUAUUCCCAAGUGUACCCCUAAUCACAAGAAAAUUAGCGGAAGAUGUAAAAAUUGGUGAUUAUACAUUCCCAAAAGGUAUUACAGUUAUAUUGGCAAUAUUAUUAGUACAUUUAAACCCGGAAAUUUGGCCAGAUCCAAAAAAGUUUGAUCCUGAUCGCUUUCUUCCGGAAAAUUCAAAGCAUAGAAAUCCAUACGCCUACAUUCCAUUUAGUGCUGGACCACGGAACUGUAUUGGCCGGAGAUUUGCUUUACUCGAAGAGAAAAUGUUGUUAACAGCUAUUUUGAGAAAGUGGAGAGUAAAAAGUAUAAAGAAACCAGAUACAGUUGAAUACGGGGCUAAUCUUAUUUUCCGACCAAGUGAAGACAUAUUCAUUCAUUUCACGCCAAAGAAAUAAUUAAUUUACCAGCAAAUGCCCAUUUCUAUUUAUGUUGCACAAUCUUUAUUAUCUUUCUCGGAAUUUAAAUGUCUUUUCGUUAUUCUUGUUGCAGAUACAGCAUAUUAUAUGAAUUACUAUUGUAGAGACAUAAUUUAAAGGAAUAUAAAUGAUUUGAGAAAUUUAUCUCCUACGAAAAUGAUGUUGUUUUAACAAUAAAUAAUU